Aspergillus versicolor CBS 583.65 is the source of this 1380-nucleotide messenger RNA. RefSeq lists its product as uncharacterized. The coding region runs from base 1 to 1197 and encodes 398 amino acids. Gene Ontology annotation, biological process: tripeptide transport; dipeptide transport; allantoate transport. NCBI's taxonomy places the organism in Eukaryota, Fungi, Ascomycota, Eurotiomycetes, Eurotiales, Aspergillaceae. The transcript has 6 exons. Gene Ontology annotation, cellular component: plasma membrane. Gene Ontology annotation, molecular function: allantoate transmembrane transporter activity; dipeptide transmembrane transporter activity. The record is from RefSeq and is a predicted model, not a curated record.
AUGUUACCUGUCCUGGUCGUGUCUUACAUGCUCCAGUAUCUGGACAAGGCCACUAUGAGCAAUGCUGCUAUUCUCGGGCUGCGCGACGACCUUCAUCUCACUGGGAACGAAUAUUCGUGGGCAUCGAGCCUUUUCAAUUUCGGAUACCUCGCGGCCUCUGGACCUAUGGCCCUAAUCAUAGUCAAGUUUCCUAUUGGCAAGGCCAUGGCCUUUCCUGCGGCAUGGGCUGUAGUCCUGUGCUGUAUGGGCGCCACACAAAAUGCGGCUGGCCUCAUGGCUACCCGCUUCUUCCUGGGUUUUACAGAGGCGGCCGUCGCCCCAGGGUUCAGUAUUAUUACUUCCAUGUGGUACAAGCGGUCCGAACAGCCCCUUCGCCAUGGCGUGUGGUUUCUUGGGAACGUCAUCUCCGGCUUGUUCAGCGGCCCGCUGAUGUACGCAUUUGGGCAUGUGCACAAUUUCCCACCCUGGAGGCUCGUGUUUAUUGUAUUCGGUGCGAUCACCUUGGUCUGGGGACUCUGCCUAGUCCUCCUUCUGCCAGACUCGCCUUCUACUGCAUGGUUUCUCUCAGAGACCCAGCGAGUUGGCGCGGUUGACCGUGUCAAGGAGGACAUUACCGGGGUCAAGCAUAACAGUUGGAAGAAAGAUCAAGUGAUCGAAGCUCUCAAGGACCCCAAGACAUGGUUUUCCGUCUUGAUCAUGCUGUGUGCAAACAUCCCGAAUAGAGGAAUCAGUAAUUUCGCAGCAAUCGUCAUCCACGGCUUCGGAUUUUCAACCAACGAGACCUUUUUGGUGAUCGGCGCAGUCGUUAUCCGCCAGGUUGAUAACUCACACCUCUGGGCGCGAUACUCCCGCUACUGCCUGCUUUCCGCCUACACAGUCAACUUCCGUCUUCUGCUCUCCAUCAACGUCGCCAACACCGCCGGGGUUACUAAGAAAGCAACCGUAAAUUAUCUCACCUUUAUCGCCUACUGCACCGGCAACAUCAUAGGACCGCAGUUAUUCUUCGAAGACGAAUCCCCCAGUUACCCGUCCGGUUUCGCGGCUAUGCUGGUGUGUCUUGCCGUCGAGGUUCUUCUGGUUUUGGGGUUGCGCUUCUACCUUGUCUGGGAAAACAAACGACGUGCAUUGAAGCUUGAAGCAUCAUCUGACCCUGCCGUUGGCGAGGGAGCUGAUGGUCUGCACCUGCUGGUUAGGUAGUGCGAGUAUGGAAGAGGUGAUUCGCUCCAUUUAUCGAUCUUGCGCCCAGGUCGACAGCGGCUACGUUGGAGGCAAGAUCAUAGCUGUUUCAUCUCCUAAAGUCCUCGUUCAAGCUGGAAAGACUAAUACCGACGCUUCCUCAUGUGUAAUGACUAUCAGGCUUUCACUAAUGCCAAAAUUUCC